UUGCGCAGAGAAAUAAUCACUUUUAUGUGAAAAGUCAGCGACCUCCCUUUUCUUCAUAGUAACCAUCAACCCAUUUUCUCUCUCUUUGCUUUUUUGAGAAGAAGAGGAAGAGGAGAAAUCAAGCAUUUGUUUCAAUAUUCUCUCAUCUUUUGCUUCUUCACAACAGAGUACUCUUUCUUUGGCCUAAAUAAAUAAAUAUAUAUACAAGUGCAUGUUCUUUACGUCUGUUUGGUGCAAAACAUACCAAACAGACUAUCAAGGUUCAAAUCAAGAAUCUGGUUGCUGUUGGUGGUUCAUCAAGUUGAGAGAAUUAUAUAUAGGUAAGGCAUGUGCAGCUAGGCCGCAAAAAAAAGUGAUGGAGAAUAAUUAUCAAGGUGAUUUAGCUGAUAUAUUCCGAGGUGGAAAUAAUAGCACUUCCGGUGAGUCAUCAUCCACUACUGUUGUUCCUGUUCCUGAUGGAUGGCAGUUCCCUUAUUCGGCCUCUCACAUUGAAGAACCGACGUCGGGUCAAGAAUUUGGAGAUCCGUUUUGUAACUUGAGAGAUCCACUCUUCCAUGAUCUUGAUAUGAUGCAGGCCACUCAAGAAAAUAAUAAUAAUAAUAAUGAGGGUACUAGUAUUUUUGGAGAUUCUCCUUCAAUGAAAAGACGAAGCAAUAUGUUUUCAAGGAUGCUUCAGAUCUCUCCUACUACCAAGUUGGCCAUGUCACCGUCUGAUGUAUCCUGUUCCUCUCCAAAUAAUGUUAUUGGUGCAUUACUUCCUAAUCAUGAUGCUAUUAGUUCCUCCAAAACCUCUUUACUGGAAAACUCUGCCUUGCAGAUCUCAUCUCCGCGAAAUACGGGUAUCAAAAGAAGAAAGAGUCAGGCGAAAAAGGUGGUGUGUAUACCAGCAGCAGCACCUGCGAACAGCCGGCAAGGGGGAGAAGUUGUUCCAUCUGAUUUAUGGGCUUGGAGAAAGUAUGGUCAGAAGCCAAUCAAAGGUUCCCCUUACCCAAGGGGUUACUAUAGGUGCAGUAGUUCCAAGGGAUGUUCAGCAAGGAAACAAGUGGAAAGGAGCAGGACAGACCCAAACAUGUUAGUGAUCACCUACACUUCAGAACAUAACCAUCCAUGGCCAACUCAAAGAAAUGCCCUUGCUGGAUCAACCAGGUCUCAGCCUAAUAAUUCCAAACACACGAACAAUAUUAUUAUACCAAAUAAUUCUCAAUCUCAAACCGAUACAAGCUUCAAAGAAGAUGAUCAAAAGGAGAGCGGCAAAGAUAAUGUUGGACAAGUGAACAUUUCAACGUACCCAAAAGUGAAGGAAGAGGCGAGGGAAGAAGAUGGUCAUCACCAACAAGUGGAAAUGCGUGAUGAUGAAUUUUCUAAAGACAGUUAUCAGCCAAUAUUACCACAUUCAUCGAAUCAGUGUCAUGAGGAUUUCUUUGCAGAUUUGGUAGAACUCGAAGCUGACCCUCUAAACCUUUUGUUUGCCAAAACUCUCUCGGGAGAUAUCAAUGAAGUGGGACAGAAGAAGGCCAUCGAAUCAUUCAACUUGUACGAUUGGAGCAAAGACCGUAACUCUACCAGCAACAACAAGCCCGACACCUAAAAAAAUUCGAGCAAACACAAAAAUUAAGCAAAUUAAAUUCCGCUUGGUACAUAUUCUUGACUGAUGCUAAGUUUCUUGAGUGAGAAUUUUCUUCAAGUAAGGAGGGUUUAAUUUCUCUUGGCCAUAAUUUUCCUUUUUUCUUUUUGGGUUGGUUGUUUGUUUGGUCUAAUAUUGCUACAUACUGUACAAGUACCCCUUUUCAUAAUCUUGUCUUCUGACUUACCAGAACAGUGAAGAGAUUAGGGGUGAAUUUUUUUUUUAAAAAUAAAAUAAAAGGGUAAAGGAGUGCUGGUUGAUUGGGAGCAGGGCCCACGAGAGUCCUCCAUUCCUUUUGGGAAUAUUAAUGGAUGGGACAGAAAGGUAAGGAACAGAAGGUUUCAACAGUUAAAAGCUAACAAGUACAUCUAUCAGAUCAGACAUGACCAGAUAUAGCUCAUAAAGACGUGCGAUGGAACUCCCAUUUUUUCAGUGGGAAAAAUAAUUGAACCCUCCCAUCAUUCA
Molecule: messenger RNA, 2089 nt
Organism: Solanum dulcamara
Lineage: Eukaryota; Viridiplantae; Streptophyta; Magnoliopsida; Solanales; Solanaceae
Product: probable WRKY transcription factor 35
Exons: 3
Coding region: 212-1588 (458 amino acids)
Biological process (GO): regulation of DNA-templated transcription
Cellular component (GO): nucleus
Molecular function (GO): transcription cis-regulatory region binding; DNA-binding transcription factor activity
Source: RefSeq, a predicted model, not a curated record